Cariama cristata (Red-legged seriema) is the source of this 1737-nucleotide messenger RNA. It is a transcript of the gene ME2, whose product is annotated as malic enzyme 2, NAD(+)-dependent, mitochondrial. Gene Ontology annotation, molecular function: NAD binding; malate dehydrogenase (decarboxylating) (NADP+) activity; malate dehydrogenase (decarboxylating) (NAD+) activity. The transcript is spliced from 15 exons. Lineage: Eukaryota; Metazoa; Chordata; Aves; Cariamiformes; Cariamidae. Bases 1 to 1737 code for a protein of 578 amino acids. Gene Ontology annotation, biological process: malate metabolic process; pyruvate metabolic process. Gene Ontology annotation, cellular component: mitochondrion. The record is from RefSeq and is a predicted model, not a curated record.
AUGUUCUCCCGACUAAGAGUAGCUGCCACUCCCUGUGCGAUGGCAUGCCGCAGUGCACAUACGAAAGAAAAAGGCAAGCCACUAAUGUUAAACCCUCGAACAAACAAGGGUAUGGCCUUUACAUUACAUGAACGACAGAUGCUUGGGUUGCAAGGACUUCUACCUCCUAAAAUAGAGACACAAGACAUUCAAGCCUUACGCUUCCAUAAGAAUUUGGCAAAAAUGACUGACCCCUUGGAAAAGUAUAUCUACAUAAUGGGAAUCCAAGAGAGAAAUGAAAAAUUAUUCUAUAGGGUAUUACAAGAUGAUAUUGAGCGGUUAAUGCCAAUUGUAUACACACCAACAGUAGGCCUUGCCUGCUCCCAGUAUGGACACAUCUUCAGGAGACCGAAAGGAUUAUUUAUUUCCAUCUCAGACAGAGGCCAUAUAAGGUCAAUUGUGAACAACUGGCCAGAGAACGACGUUAAGGCUGUUGUUGUCACUGAUGGAGAAAGAAUAUUGGGUCUUGGAGACCUGGGCGUGUAUGGGAUGGGAAUUCCAGUAGGAAAACUGUGUUUGUAUACAGCCUGCGCAGGAAUACACCCAGAUAAAUGCUUGCCUGUGUGCAUUGAUGUUGGAACUGAUAAUACAAUGCUCUUAAAAGAUCCAUUUUAUAUGGGCCUGUACCAAAAAAGGGAUCGCUCACAGGUCUAUGAUGACCUAAUUGAUGAAUUUAUGGAAGCCAUUACAGACAGGUAUGGCCAGAACACACUUAUCCAAUUUGAAGACUUUGGAAACCACAACGCUUUUCGGUUUUUGAGAAAAUACAGAGAGAAAUAUUGUACCUUCAAUGACGAUAUUCAAGGGACAGCUUCAGUGGCCUUGGCAGGACUACUGGCAGCACAGAAAGCCACUGGUAAACCACUUGCAGAGCAGAAAGUGCUGUUCCUUGGAGCGGGAGAGGCCGCCCUGGGAAUUGCAAAUCUCAUUGUUAUGGCUAUGAUGGAAAGCGGUGUUUCUGCUGAGGAAGCCUACAAGAGAAUAUGGAUGUUUGACAAAUAUGGUUUACUGAUUCAGGGCCGAGAACAAAAGGUAGAUUCCAAUCAAGAACCAUUUACGCAUCAGGCGCCAGAGCAGAUACCAAAGACAUUUGUAGAGGCAGUGAAUGUACUUCGGCCUUCAGCUAUCAUUGGAGUUGCAGGAGCUGGGCGGCUCUUCUCUCAGGAUGUGAUCAAAGCAAUGGCCUCUAUCAAUGAGCGACCCAUAAUAUUUGCACUAAGUAACCCUACAGUGAAAGCUGAAUGCACAGCAGAGGAAGCAUAUACGUUAACAGAGGGCCGUUGCUUGUUUGCCAGUGGCAGUCCCUUCGAGCUGGUGACUCUGAAAGACGGAAGAACCUUCAAACCAGGCCAAGGAAACAAUGCUUAUAUUUUUCCAGGCGUGGCUCUCGCUGUGAUCCUCAGCAGUGUUCGACAUAUUAGUGAUAAGGUUUUCCUAGAGGCUGCUAAGGCAUUGACAGAACAGUUGACCGAUGAAGAACUUGCACAAGGAAGACUUUAUCCUCCACUGUCUAAUAUCAGGGAAGUUUCUAUUUAUAUUGCUGUCAAGGUUAUGGAAUUUUUAUACGCAAACAACAUGGCUUUCCAUUACCCUGAGCCUGCAGACAAGAACCGUUACAUUCGAUCAAAGGUUUGGACCUACGAAUAUGAAUCCUUCAUGCCAGAUGUGUAUGACUGGCCUGAAUCUAAGGUUCACUGA